GUCUUCCGUCUUUCUUAUCCUUCCCUCUCCCCCUUUCCCGCCAUCAGCCGGGGCGAGUGACCGGUAAACACAAUGCUGCCCCUCAUUCUCGCCUCGCCGCUGCUGGCGCCCGCCGUGGCGGCUGCAUCUGGGACGCUCCCGAUCAGCCCCCGCGGCGACGGCAUUAUCCGGUCGCCGGUCAACGCAAUCCGGGGUCCCGCGCCGAAGCUGCGGGGACGUCAGAAUAGCGUCGAGGUGGCCAACCAGGAUUCCGGCACGAGAUACGCGGUGGAAAUCGAGGUGGGCACGCCGGCGCAGAAACUGACCCUGACUCUCGACACCGGGUCGCCCGACACCUGGGUCAACCCGACGUGCGCCACGGCCAAUGUGCCCUCCGACUGCAACUCCUUCCCGCGCUUCGACUACAGGAAGAGCAGCUCGUUCAACGCGACCGAUGUGGUCGACACGAUCGUCUACGGCAUCGGCAACGCGACGAUCCAGUAUGCGUAUGAGACGGUAACAAUAGGCUCCGCGACCAUCAAGCACCAAGUCAUCGGCGUCGCCAAAGAGUCUCACAGGAUCCCCCUCGGCAUCCUCGGCGUGUCCCCGCCGCUACAGGGCACCGGCGACUAUCCGUAUGUGCUCGACACCAUGGCCAGUCAGGGCCUGAUCAAGAGCCGCGCCUUCUCGCUCGACCUGCGCGGCAUCGACAACCCCAACGGCGCUAUCAUCUUCGGCGGCAUCGACACGGGCAAAUACAUCGGCUCGCUCGCCAAGCUCCCCAUGCUCACCCCGGAGCAGUCGCCCGGCGGCGCCAACCGCUACUACGUGACCCUGACCGGCGUCGGCCUGACGCUGCCGGACGGCGAGGCGACGCGGUCGGACGAGAUUGACGUGCCCGUCUUCCUCGACUCCGGCUCGACCAUCUCGUACCUGCCCACGCGCAUCUUCGAGGCGUUCGCCGAGUCCUUCACCGACGGGGAGUACGACCCCAGGUCGGGCUUCUACUACGUUCCCUGCGACGUGGCCGACUCGGCCGGCUCGAUCGACUUCUACUUCGGCAGCAAGGCCAUCAAGGUGCCGCUCCAGGACAUCAUCUGGCAAGUGGACGACGACUACUGCGUGCUCGGCAUCCUGCCCGGCGACGUCGGCCUGGACAGCGAGUACAUCCUGGGCGACAGCUUCCUGCGCGCCGCCUACGCCGUCUUCGACCAGGACAACCGCAACAUCCACCUCGCCCAGGCCGCCAACUGCGGCACCCACCUCGUCGCCAUCGGCUCCGGCGCGGACGCCGUCCCCAGCUCCACCGGCCAGUGCACCGCCCUGCCCACCCCCACCGCCACCACCGACUCCGACAGCGCCACCGAGACCUUGGACGUCACCGCCACGCGCGCCCCCACCAACACCUUCACCGGCACCGCGCCCACCGUCGCCCUGGGUCCGGGGCCCGCCGCGUCGCGGGUCAGCGACUCCGGCACGGCGGGCACGCCGCAGGCCACCGCGGGGUCGUCGGGCGGUCCGGGCGGCGGUCCGAACGCGGCCGGAAGGGGCGUGCAGGUUGGGUUCGGUGCGGUCGCGGCGUUCGUGGCGGUUCAUCUGCUCGCUUGGAUAUUCUAGAUCCUCGGUUGGAUACGGCACCUACCUUACUUACCUAUUCGGCGUAAUGCAAAUGGCUCGUUUUGGAUGAGCGUAAUGGAGCUCAGGCGUUUGACGUUGGACAGGGAUUCCGCAUGUACACCUAUGUUUCGAAGCGUUUGCAAACGCAUAUAAUUUAGACGGACCUGGGGGCUUUCCCAGGCUCCAUCCUCCCUCCUCUUUCUUCGCGUCCGUUCUGGUCGUGAUUUUCUUCGCAUUGGACAGACUGGCGUGGGUUGUGCGGCGUCGGCCAGGGGACCUGGCUUUGAUAGGUGAUACUUGCAAUCAAUCCAGUUGGCGGUUUUCGGUCGCCGAUAGAUAGAUAAAUGCGCCUAUGGGGAGACUCAGGGGCGUUACCGUCACCAGAGUCCAGCGAGCAGAGCGUACAUGGAUAGUGCGGGCAUCAAAUACUGCAGUUGUGGCUCAUGUCUAGAGCUGCCUCGCUCUGG
Molecule: messenger RNA, 2063 nt
Organism: Thermothielavioides terrestris NRRL 8126
Lineage: Eukaryota; Fungi; Ascomycota; Sordariomycetes; Sordariales; Chaetomiaceae
Exons: 2
Coding region: 73-1596 (507 amino acids)
Biological process (GO): proteolysis
Molecular function (GO): aspartic-type endopeptidase activity
Source: RefSeq, a predicted model, not a curated record